Molecule: messenger RNA, 3189 nt
Organism: Ictalurus furcatus (blue catfish)
Lineage: Eukaryota; Metazoa; Chordata; Actinopteri; Siluriformes; Ictaluridae
Exons: 4
Coding region: 1705-2235 (176 amino acids)
Source: RefSeq, a predicted model, not a curated record
UUGAAAUCUUUGCAAAUUUAUUAAAAUUAAAAAACAAAAAAGCACAUGUACAUAAGUAUUCACAGCCUUUGCCAUGACACUCAAAAUUGAGCUCAGGUGCAUCCUGUUUCCACUGAUCAUCCUUGAGAUGUUUCUACAACUUGAUUGGAGUCCACCUGUGGUAAAUUCAGUUGAUUUGGAAAGGCACACACCUGUCUAUAUAAGGUCCCACAGUUAACAAUGCAUGUCAGAGCACAAACCAAGCCAUGAAGUCCAAGGAAUUGUCUGUAGACCUCAGAGACAGGAUUGUAUCGAGGCACAGAUCUGGGGAAGGGUACAGAAACAUUUCUGCAGCAUUGAAGGUCCCAAUGAGCCCAGUGGCCUCCAUCAUCCAUAAAUUUAAGAAGUCUGGAACCAGCAGGACUCUUCCUAGAGCUGGCCGCCCUGCCAAACUGAGCGAUCGGGGGAGAAGGGCCUUAGUCAGGGAGGUGACCAAAAACCCGAUGGUCACUCUGACAGCGCUCCAGCGUGUCUCUAUGGAGAGAGGAGAACCUUCUAGAAGAACAACCAUCUCUGCACAACUCCAUCAUCAAAAGGCACCUGAAGGACUCUCAGACCAAAGAUUGAACAAAGGUUGAACUCUUUGGCCUGAAUGGCAAGCGUCAUGUCUGGAGGAAACCAGGCACCACUCAUCACCUGGCCAAUACCAACCCUACAGUGAAGCAUGGUGGUGGCAGCAUCAUGCUGUGGGGAUGUUUUUCAGCGGCAGGAACUGGGAGACUAGUCAGGAUCGAGGAAAAGAUGAGUGCAGCAAUGUACAGAGACACCCUUGAUGAAAACCUGCUCCAGAGCACUCUGGAGCUCAGACUGGGGCGAAGGUUCAUCUUCCAACAGGACAACGACCCUAAGCACACAGCCAAGAUAACAAAGGAGUGGCUACAGGACAACUCUGUGAAUGUCCUUGAGUGGCCCAGCCAGAGCCCAGACUUGAACCCGAGCGAACAUCUCCGGAGAGAUCUGAAAAUGGCUGUGCACCGACGCUCCCCAUCCAACCUGAUGGAGCUUGGAGAGGUCCUGCAAAGAAGAAUGGGAGAAACUGCCCAAAAAUAAAUGUGCCAAGCUUGUAGCAUCAUACUCAAAAAGUCUUGAGGCUGUAAUUGGUGCCAAAGGUGCUUCAACAAUGUAUUGAGCACAGGCUGUGAAUACUUAUGUAAAAUGUGCUUUUUUUUUGGUUUUUAUUUUUAAUAAAUUUGCAAAGAUUUCAAACAAACUUCUUUCAUGUUGUCAUUAUGGGGUAUUGUUUCUAGAAUUUUGAGGAAAAUGAUGAAUUUAAUCCAUUUUGGAAUAAGGCUGUAACAUAACAAAAUGUGGAAAUAGUGAAGCGCAGUGAAUACUUUCUUUAUGCACUGUAGAGUGUCAACCUCUAAGAUAACAUGAUGUCAAAAAUGCAAAUAAUCUGUUUUUUUUUUUUUUUAAAUUUGCAUGCGUGGAGUGAUGCUAUCAGAUGUGACCCAACCAUGGUUAACUUAAUAUAGAAACAUGAUGUUAUAAUUGGCAUUGAACUUGUUAAGGGUGAUGAUAAAUGCAUUUGCUUUUUAAAAUGAAAAUAAUAAUAAUAAUAAACUGCUGUUUAAAAAGAAACAGCUAAAAUGUGUAUGUGUCUGAAUAAAAAGAAAGUUUACAUGCAGGGGGGGUUUCAUUUCAGUUAGAGAGAGGUUGCAAUGCAUGUUUGUCAGACCUGUGCUUAAGACCAUAUGCAAACCACAGAACACAGGAAAUAGAAGGAAGCACAAAAACCCUCUUGUUAGAACUUUUGUAUUCUCUCUCCCCUUCUCAUUCUCUUGCUCACUUUCUAUGUUUCCGCUAUUGAUGAAAGGAGGUGGGGUUAACUGUCUAGCUACAGUAGCACGUCUUACACAGUGGGCUUUGGGUUAUCUCUUUAAUUCUUCACUUAUUCAGACCACAAAUUCACACUACAUACGCAAAAGGAUUCAGAUUAUGGGAAAUCUCUCAUGCUUCACGGGAAGAAAAGACAAAUAUCAAGGUGAUGCAGGACAGAUGUCACCUAAGGAGGACGUUCUCUACGCCACCAUUGAUCAUGGGACGGACCAUACAGCAGGGCAUGGCACAAACACUGACAGAAGAGACUCCAUGGACAAUGACUGUGAUUAUGCUGUAGUUAUGCUUCCCUCUGAGCCGGUGAAAAAACUGGACAACAACGAGGACUGUGCAGAUGACUAUGUCCUGAUGACCUGAGCUUAAAAGCCUUGUGUGCUUAACUUAUGCAAGAAUAAUAUUAGCUAUAUUUAUGAAAAGUAUAAUCUGCAAAAUAUGUGCAUUUAUAUACAAACUAAAUACAUGUAUUUUUGAUCUCAUUUAUAUGUCAGACUCAUCUGGUUAAACAUGUGCACCAAAUCUUAUCAGCAGGACUUCAGCUCUCCAUCUGAUCGAUAUUCUUUAACAGUAACAAACAUUAAUGGAUAACAGAACUUUUUUAUCACUAGGAUGACCUUUGGCUUGCCUUUAUUUUUUGUUGUAUAAGUUUAAUUAUGUUGAAUGUGUUUUUCAUUUUGUGUCCAUAAUGUAAUUAUGUAAAUACUAUUUACCUGGUUUAAACAGAGAAACCUUAUUAAAAAUUUCUUACCAGUUAGUAAAUGCAUUUCAGUCUGACUACUUUAUUAAGAAUAGAAUAUCGCCUCUAGAUGACGCCACAUACUUGUUACAGCAGUGACACAAAACCUACUGACAUGACUGGGCACAACAGCUCAACCAAAAUAGAACUAUUUCAGUUCAACUCAUGGGGAAUCCCAAAUUCAGAUUAAUAAUUUUUUUUUUUAAGUAUGCUGUGGUUGCUUUCCUUGAGGCAAGGGAGUGAGAGAGUAAUAUCUCACAGGUUAUAUCAUCUUUUCUUUCCUAUCACAAUGAGUGAGAAAUACACACACUUCACCAUCAGUUUCCACACGUUCAUUCUUUCAACCUGAUUCAUUUAAAAACAAGUGUAAGGUUUGUAGCUCUGACACACUUGCAAAUGGCAUCAGACAAACACAAUACAGUCUGUAUUAAUUAUGACAGUUUUCUUAUAUACAUUAAUUAAUACAGUAACUUACAAACAUGCACUAACAUGUACUUAAAGUUGUUGGUAUUCACCCAUUAAUUUAUAAGACUCACACUGUAGUUAAAUUUAGCACUUCAGUUAUUAUAUACAGUUAU